CUUGCUUUUACUGCCACGCGAAACGCCGUCACGCGUCCACUCGCGUUUCUACUUGUCCCUUCGAACACAGGCCUCCAGUGUGGCCCGCCAUCUGGUCAUUCACAAGGACCGAUAUCAAAGAUUGGGCCGAGACAUGUGGUCCUUGAUCAGCGUCCUCACGUGAACUCCACUCUGCGAAUUCCACGCAAAAUUUCUGCGGAACUUACAUGCACUAUGUGGAAUAUUGGGCUUGUUGCUUCGUUUCAAACCGAGCGCUUUUGAAUGAAUCAGCCGCAUUAUUCAUAUUGUGGAAUUUAUCUUCUCUCUGACCUACCUUCACAAGUGAUCGAUGUGGGUUGUGAGCUAACCGAAUCGCUCUCCAGAAUCAGACACAAUGAAGAUAAUCAUGGCCGGAUCAUAUCGAUGGUUUAGCUCGCGAGGAUAAUAGGCCUCUGGUCUGGAAGCGUUGGCGUCUUGUGAUCGCGUGCUUGCGGGGUGUGUGAGGCGUGUAUCGAGGCGUAUAUAUACCGCAGUCUCGCUAGAGUAGUCUCACUCCACAAUCCUCAUGAAUCAGGUAUGCAGCACCACAUAUUCUCCUGUCGAAUCUCUGCUCAUUCCGCUGCUCCUCACCCAGCCUCAUUCUGCGAUGGAAAU
Molecule: messenger RNA, 633 nt
Organism: Mycena citricolor
Lineage: Eukaryota; Fungi; Basidiomycota; Agaricomycetes; Agaricales; Mycenaceae
Source: the annotation of a GenBank genome assembly